Messenger RNA from Cannabis sativa, 1478 nucleotides. RefSeq lists its product as uncharacterized. Lineage: Eukaryota; Viridiplantae; Streptophyta; Magnoliopsida; Rosales; Cannabaceae. The record is from RefSeq and is a predicted model, not a curated record. Gene Ontology annotation, molecular function: ubiquitin binding. Bases 270 to 1037 code for a protein of 255 amino acids. The transcript has 5 exons.
GAAACAGCAACCAUUACUUUACUUUCAGACUUUUUUUUUUAAAAAAAAAAAGGGUAAAGGAGACCUAACCCCAAAGAAAACCCAAACCCUGAACGAAAACCUUACCUUACCCUCUUCAUCAUCUUUGUCUUCGAAAACCCUAACCCUAAUUAUAUUGUUCUUGUUAAUCGGAUCGGUGUUCUUGGCGAUUGGGAUUGGAAAAGGUAAGAAGAGCAAGAAAGAGAGGAAGGAGGAGAAGAAGGACCAAAAAGUUUGUCGGAGAUUGAACGAUGUCUGCUGCUGUGUGCGGAAGUAAGAGAUCCUUCUUCGAAGAUCUUCCUCCAUCGCCUCCUCUUUCUAAGAGGCUUCGUUGCUCUUCUUCAACCUCUCCCAUUCGCUUCUCGGCUCCUUCGCUCCUUGAUCAACUACAGGCCGUCUUUCCUAACAUGGACGCUCAGCUUCUUGAGAGAGCCUUGGAAGAGUGUGGCAAUGACUUAGAUGCUGCUAUCCAGAGCCUGCGCGAUCUUUGCCUACGAUCAGAAAAGAACCCAGAUUCUGCUGAGAUACCAGAUGCAACUGUGGAGAAAGGUGCCAAUGGUGAAAAUGUUGCUGUUUCUGAAGCUGUGUCAGCCCAACUUCCUGUGGACGGUGCAGAAUGGGUUAGCUUGUUUGUCAGUGAAAUGAUGAACGCCACCAGCCCUGAUGAUGCGAGAGAUCGUGCUUCUAGGGUACUUGAGAUUUUGGAGAAAUCCAUUAGUGCCCGUGCUGGUGCUGAGGCGGCUCAAACAUUUCAAAAGGAAAAUAUGUUGCUGAAGGAACAACUUGAUGGACUUGUAAGGGAGAAUACAAUUCUGAAACAUGCCGUGGCUAUCCAACAUGAACGCCAAAAACAUUAUGAAGACAAAAAUCAAGAAUUGCAGCAGUUGAAGCAGUUGGUCUCUCAGUAUCAAGAGCAGUUGAGAACUCUCGAGGUGAACAACUACGCCCUGACAAUGCACUUAAAGCAAGCUCAGCAGAGCAACUCCAUUCCCGGACGAUUCCAUCCUGAUGUCUUCUAAUUAAGAAAUCUCCAAGUCCUUAGCGUUUUCGUGCGUAGAAUGAAUGCUGCCCUGGCUGACUGCAUGCCUCGUCAGUCCUCCUUUGAUAUUGUGUCUGUUAAGUGUGUAGCGAAUGUAGAUUGAUGCUGUCUUUUAAGUCUUUUAACCAAAAAAUCCCGGGGCCGACGCCUGAAGGCUCACUCAAUCAUCCAAUAUUUCAAUUCCCACCACCACCACCUUUCACUCUCUCGUCUGGAAUGUUAUAGUAAUCAGCCAGAAUUGUCGACCAGUUUCAAAAUUGCAUGAGUAGAUUCUUCUUUCCUAUUAUAUUUGGUGAGAUGUGCUGUAUCUUAUCUUAUUAUGUUAUUAUUGUUAUUUAUUUUUAUAUAUACAAAUUUCAUUGAGAGGGUUUUUACUAAUACUUAAUAAUAGAAAAAGAAUGACGUUGGAAUUUUAGCUAAA